This is a messenger RNA of Alternaria ethzedia, 234 nucleotides long. It is a transcript of the gene RPB10, whose product is annotated as DNA-directed RNA polymerase II subunit L. The coding region runs from base 1 to 234 and encodes 77 amino acids. Gene Ontology annotation, molecular function: DNA binding; zinc ion binding; DNA-directed RNA polymerase activity. Gene Ontology annotation, cellular component: RNA polymerase I complex; RNA polymerase II, core complex; RNA polymerase III complex. Gene Ontology annotation, biological process: tRNA transcription by RNA polymerase III; transcription by RNA polymerase I; transcription by RNA polymerase II. The transcript has 4 exons. The record is from RefSeq and is a predicted model, not a curated record. Lineage: Eukaryota; Fungi; Ascomycota; Dothideomycetes; Pleosporales; Pleosporaceae.
AUGAUUGUUCCUAUCCGUUGCUUUUCUUGCGGAAAGGUCACCGGCGACCUAUGGGAGAAGUACAUGACCAUCCUUAGCGAAGGAAAGGAAGAAGCUGAGGCCCUCGACGAGAUCGGUCUUCAACGCUACUGCUGCCGCCGCAUGAUUCUCACCCACGUCGAUCUGAUCGAAAAGCUCCUCAAGUACAACGCCAGCGAACGAGAACAAGCCCGCGCCGCUCGCGGCGGACGAUAG